AUGAUCCGGGUGCCUCUCGCGGCACCGCCGCAGCCCCUGAGGCGUGGGUGCUACGCGUGGCAGCCGGAGGGCUGCCCGCUCCAGGGCGAGAACAGCGUGCCGGUGGACUGGAAGCUGGACGCCUUGGAGGCCAUCGACACUCAGGCGGCGUGCUUCAUGCGCAAGCAGCACUUCGACACUUUCUGCGGCACCAGGAGCACCAAGAUGGUCUUCGUCCCCGAGGACAGGGCCGCAGAGACUGGCGCGCCCGAGAAGGCCUCGGCCGAGGAGCGCGACGUGGACACCUACGUGGUGUCUGGGCCGGACGACUCGAACACUUCGACGGUGCUUGGGCCCGCCGGCCAGGAGGGCUCGGCCGAGAGAGCUGCCGGAGGGCUCGUGGGCAGGAUCGUAGAGCCCGCCGCGCUGCACGAGGGUCUGCCGGAGUGGUGGUCGCUCAUCGUCGCCGGCGCUCCUCAGGAAAGCUUCAGCCUGGUCUCGCGCCCGCCCGAGAGCCCCGGGUGCUACUUCUACGUCCCCGCGGGCUGCCAGGGCCAGGACGACGACCCCUCGCCACCUGGUUGGAAGCUCGACGUCCUCGGUAAGAGGCUCUUCCGGAAGGACCUGGACAAGAAGGACACGGCCUGUGCCCUGCGAAAGGUGUUCUACGACCGCUGGUGCCAUGCCAAUGAUACGAUGAUGGCGCGGGUGCCCGCGCUGGCGGCCGAGGAGGAAUCCACCCCUGCCGCGCCAGACAAGGCCGUGGCCGUGGAGCUUGCCAAACCCGUGGCCUUCGCCGCGUCCCGGAAGCGCAGGCCCAUCCUCAAUCUGCAGGCGCAGGCGCUCGAGGAGGAGUGA
Messenger RNA from Prorocentrum cordatum, 837 nucleotides. The record is from the annotation of a GenBank genome assembly. NCBI's taxonomy places the organism in Eukaryota, Dinophyceae, Prorocentrales, Prorocentraceae.